AGGUGUGUAGAUGUUUACAGAGGUGUGUAGUUGUUUACAGAUGUUUACAGAGGUGUGUAGAUGUUUACAGAUAUUUAGAGACGUGUGUAGUUGUUUACAGAUGUGUGUAGAUGUUUACAGAGGUGUGUAGUUGUUUACAGAUGUUUACAGAGGUGUGUAGUUGUUUACAGACGUGUGUAGAUGUUUAUAGAUGUGUGUAGAUGUUUACAGAGGUGUGUAGUUGUUUACAGACGUGUGUAGAUGUUUAUAGAUGUUUACAGAGGUGUGUAGUUGUUUACAGACGUGUGUAGAUGUUUAUAGAUGUUUACAGAUGUGUGUAGUUGUUUACAGACGUGUGUAGUUGUUUACAGAUGUUUACAGAUGUGCGUAGAUGUUUACAGAUGUGUGUAGAUGUUUACAGAUGUGUGUAGUUGUUUACAGAUGUGCGUAGAUGUUUACAGAUGUGUGUAGAUGUUUACAGAUGUGUGUAGAUGUUUACAGAUGUUUACAGUGGUAUGUAGUUGUUUACAGAUGUGUGUAGAUGUUUACAGAUGUGUGUAGAUGUUUACAGAUGUUUACAGCGGUAUGUAGUUGUUUACAGAUGUGUGUAGAUGUUUACAGAUGUGCGUAGAUGUUUACAGAUGUGUGUAGUUGUUUACAGAUGUGCGUAGAUGUUUACAGAUGUGUGUAGAUGUUUACAGAUGUGUUCCUAGUUCGUCUGCUGUCUGUGCUGCAGGAGACGUGAUGAGUUUACAUGUUUGUCUCAUGAAGUUCUCUCUGAUCAAUAACUGAUCAAUAACUAAUCGCUGAUGAGGAUCCAGUCGAUCUGAACAGCUAAAGGAUCUUAACAACAUUUUAAAGAUCAAAUCAUUGUAAUGAAGGUUUAAUCACUGUGUGCUCUGACAGCUGCUUCAUCAGCCAAUAGAAACCCUCCUCUGGUGUCACGUGGUGUCUGUGUGGGUCAGCAUGAACAGUCUGCUCGGUACCGGUUCUCACGUGACUCGUACCUGCUGCAGGUUCACUGCCCCGCCAGCAGGGGGCAGCCUGACGUCAUGAAUGACCUGAACAGACUCAUCUGCAGGUUUGUGAACCCAUGACGUCACAUCAGAGAAGAAGAAGGGUCAUCUUGGAUCAGUCGACUGUUCGGUGACAGAGAAGUGGAGACGAGGAUCUAUUGGGUCCGAACCUCCAGAACCCAGCGUGGUUACAGAUGUAUGAUCAAUAUAUAAUCAAUACAGUGAUCUCAUCUUUACACCACAAACUGUGAAGCUGCAACCAGACAGUGAUUCUACAGCAGAGUGACUGUGUAUUGAUCAGCUGAUCGUGAACUGAUCAGCUGUGACGACACACAGUUCUGAUAUUAACACACAUUCAUUAAUCGUGUUCAGGCGUCAUCGAGCCAAAGAUCAAUACAGUUCCAGAAAACUGGACCCGCAGCAGGAGACCGGACGGGUUCUGACAGCAUCACAGUCACCAGUCAGUAACCCUGAUGUUUGGAUCCGGUAACUUAUGUUAGUUUAAAGGUUCUUACGUAAAAUGUGUGACAAUAUCAAACAGCCCUGACAGGAGAGGAAGCUGUUAGAAAACAUCACAGCAGCUCUGAAGAUUCUCUCUCCUGCACUCUUUAUUUCACUGAGACUGUCGGAGAGGAAAACACGCUGCACCAGGUGAAGUGAGGCCAGGUGAAGCAGUGACACUCCAUCUGCCAGGUGACACCAGCAGGUACUGACACAAACCAAAACCAAACCCAGAGAAAAACUUCAAUGCCCACGAAAACCUGCAUACACCUGACACCAGGUGACUCUGACCACUGUGAUUAGAUGAUACACACACACACACACACACACAGUGACACAGUGUGCAUGUGUGUGUGGGUUGUGACCUCCUGCUGAAGGUUUCCCUCUUCAUGUGUCACUUCAGGUGUGAUCACAGCUUCAGCUCGUCCAACAUGAGGCCUGUUCUGCAUCAGCCGUCACUGACCACUUCUUACUCUCCCAGUGAAGCUCAGGAUGCUUCAGUCACCCACAGAAACAUAUAGAUGCACAUCAUGGUGUCAGCUUUAGUUGUGAUACUGUUGCACCUGAGUCCAGGUGGAGUCACACAGCCUGGUGGGGCGGCAGGUUGUAACACUGGCUCACAUCUGACAUCAUAAUGAACAGAAGUGAACAACACUGAUCUGCAGCAGACAGUCUGCAGGUCACAGUACAUGAGUUACUGUUCAUCCCUGUUUUUGUCUGUGUGUGUGUGUGUGUGUGUGUGUGUGUGUGUGUGUGUGUGUGUGUGUGUGUGUGUGUGUGUGUGUGAUGGAGCAGGGCGGGGCGGGGCUCCAGCAGCAGCAGCAGCGGCUCCAUCAUCCCUCUGACCGACACCGACCUCCUGCUCGUCUCCAGGCCGCGGCAUGGACGCCGGAGCCCGGCCUGUUUCCUCUGUAUCUCAGCGGCUCCGGUUCGAGCGGCGGUCCCGCCUGCAGCAGACGAUGAAGCAGCAGAUGAAGAUGAAGAUGAAGAUGGAGGCGGUGGUGUGCCGUUAGAGCUGCGGAGCGGAAACAGAGCGUGCGGAGCGGAGCGGAGCGGCUCCGAUGCAGCAGAAAAAUCGCCAUUGUUUGGAUGCGCAGCAGACUGAGAGGAACACGGCGGACUGAGACUCGCUUCCCGGCCCGAGGCACCAUGCUGUCCCCGCUGCUGCUCACCGGGGCUCUGCUCUGCCUCAGCCAGGUAAGGAGCGCUUUAUUCGGGGAACAUCGGGUGUUUGGAGCCGCUGCUGCCGCCCGUCUGGAGCCGUGCGAGCAGCGGCAGCUGCAGCCGGCUGAGAGGCUUUGUCUGCUCCAAACACGGCUCAUGGACCCGGUUCAGGGGGACGGAGGAGUGAUAUAGGAGCUGGUUAAUGAGGGGGAGAGGAGGAGAGGUGGAGGAGAGGUGGAGCAGCGGGAGAUGGACGCGUUGUGGCACCGCAGGUCCGUCAGGGAGGCAGCAGCAGCUCGGCCCUGCGGAGGAAACUGGAGCGUCUCAGCGUUCCAGGCUUCGCUGAGCGAUGACGGCGUGAUCGUGGCGACGCUGGAGCACUCAGACCUGCAGGAGAACGUCACGGCGUACGCGGCUCAGUUCUCUGGAGAACCUCGAGCGGUCCUGGUCCAGUUUGUGAACAGCAGCGAGCCUCUGCUGUUCAACACAUCCUUCCAUGGUCUCUGCUACUCUGUGGGCCUGCUGCUGAAACUGGGACCCAGCUGGUCCAGACCCGUCCAGACUGUGUCCGUGCUCACAAAACCUCUUCCCGUCCACACCGCUCACAUAUCGGACUACAGGGAGUCUCCAGAGACCGGCGUGGUGUUCGAGAUCGAGGCUCCGGCAGGAAACGUCUUCAGCAGAGUGAACAUCAGCUACACUGAAGGACAGGAACGCCGCUGCAUGCUCUACAAAGAUUUCUACAGGGGGAAGACGGUGUUCAAACACUGGUUACCAGGUGUGUGUUACCGGAACAUCACCUUCCAGCUGAUCUCUGAGGCCACCGUGCUGCAGACGCCGCUGGUCUCACACAGUGACAUCACACACACACCUCUGCACCACAGGACAGUACCGUACCCCCCCCUCAACAUCUCCCGCAAGAUCGUCCACCUGGGCCAGCGGGCGGUUCCAGGUGAAGCCUCCAGCAUCUUCCCUCCUGACGGGCAGGAGGAGAACCGGAGAACCUCCCGCCGGGCCCGGGACGUCCCGCUGAUGGAGGAGCAGCCGCAGGAGGAGGGGGAGGAGAACCCGGCCUCCACUCAGGUCCCGUUCAGCCCAACACACAACCUGACAGGCGGCACCGACGUCUUCAACCAGACGACUCCGAGCUACUGGCUGGACCCGACCGAGCCGUCUCUCGCCGACAGGGAGGACGAGUUCGUGAACGCCGUGGUGGCGGAGUACGAGGACUCGAACGAGCCGGGCUCGGCCAUGGGCCUCCCGCCAGAGACCCACAUCCGGCCCACCAGGCUGCCGCCGGUUCUGCUGGAGCUGCGCUGGCUGCCGCCCAGAGCCCCGACCAGCUACGACGGGUUCAAUGUCUACAUCUACAGAGACGGUAACUCUACAGAAACAGCCACUGUGGACGAAAACACUCACGAGUUCUUCACCGAGUUAACGGAACCGGGGACGUACCGGGUCCAGGUCACCACGCUCAGCUCGUCUGGAGACUGUGAGGCCCGGGAGAGCUCGGCCAACACCGGCUUCACCUUCUACCUCAGUCCGGGAGGCGAGCUGCUGGAGGAGCUCCGGGAGCGACCGCAGGCCGUCAGCAUCAGACUGCUGGACUCCAGCACCGCCGCCGUGUCCUGGGCCCAGUCCUCAGAGAACCACAACGGCAGCCUGGUGUCGGUGGUGUCGACCACCUGCCUCAGACCCAGUCUCAGCCAGAGGAUGGAGAACACGUACUGCAGCGAGGAGAACUCGACGAGCGACCUCAUCACCAACCUGACCCCCGGGGCCCAGUACAGGGUGCUGGUCUAUCACACUAACGGACCUCUGAUGAGCCCGCCGUCAGAACCCGUCAUCAUCGAUAUCGAGCCCACAGGUGUGCGUGAGCUGGCCGUGUACCCGCUCGGCCCGACAGCGGUGAUCCUCAGCUGGCAGCGUCCGUAUCACGUGGCCUUCAGGAAGUACGUCCUGCAGACCUUCUUCUUCAACCCCGUCACGCUGGCCUCUGAGUGGACCACCUACUACGAGAUCGCCGCCACCGCCUCCGUCAUCGCCUCCGUGAGAGUGACGGACCUGCUGCCGGCCUGGUAUUAUAAUUUCCGUGUUUCCAUGGUGACGUGGGGCGACCCGCCGCUCAGCUGCUGCGACAGCUCCACCGUCAGCUUCGUCACAGCUCCAGAGGCGCCCCACAUCUCCUCGGUGGAUUACUCUCACGGCGUGCUGUACGUUCGCUGGACGUACGGCGAGCUCUUCAUCGACCUGUCUCACUCCAGGAUGCUGCACUGGCAGGUGAUGGCCGUCGGCAAGAAAGGCCCGGAGAGGAGCUACUCCAUCGACGUGACUCGUAACGUGAUGCGGGCCAGCCUCCCGCUGCCUCCAGGAGACAUCUACAACCUGACGGUGACGGCGUGCACGGAGCGCAGCAGGAACACCUCCAUGCCGAACAUCAUCAAACUGGAGCCGGCUCCCCCGAGGUCUCUGUACGCCGUCAACGCCACGCACUCGUCUGUGACGCUGCUGUGGACCGAGGAGGGAGUGGUCGACUACUACCAGGUCCUGUGUAAACCCAACAAGGCCCGCAAGGAGCUGAAGGCCCGCGAGCCUCAGACCUCCACCUCUCACGUGCUGACGGUGUCCGGGUUGAUGCCGUCCUCCACCUACAACUGCAGCAUCACCAGCUUCAGCUACAGCACGCCCAGCAGGCCCGCCCACAUCACCAUCAGCACCGUCGCUAAAGAGAUGAACCCGAGUGUAGCAGCGAUCUCGGCGCUGGCCGUGCUCAGCAUCCUCCUCAUCAGCCUGCUGGUUCUGUUUCUGCUCAUCCUCCGCAAGAAGCACCUGCAGAUGACCAGAGAGUGCGGCGCAGAGACUUUCGUCAACUUUGCUUCGUUCGAGCGUGACGGGAAGCUUCCCUAUAACUGGCGAAGAAGCCUCUUUGCCUUCCUUACCCUACUGCCAUCCUGCCUUUGGACUGACUAUCUUUUGGCUUUUUAUAUUAAUCCUUGGAGCAAGACAGCUUUAAAGAAACGGAAGCUCACAAGCCUGGUGCAGCUGGACGACUUUGAGGCGUACUUCAAAGAGAUGAGCAAAGACUCGGCCUACAAGUUCUCCCUGCAGUUUGAGGAGCUGAAGAGCGUCGGUCUGGAUCUUUCCCAUGAUGCAGCAGACCUGCCGGUCAACAGGCCCAAGAACAGAUACACCAACAUCCUCCCCUACGACUUCAGCCGGGUGAAGCUGAUCUCGAUGCACAACGAUGAAGGUUCGGACUACGUCAACGCCAACUACAUACCUGGAUACAAACACAGUAAAGAGUACAUCGCCACUCAGGGUCCGCUGCCCGAGACCCGCAACGACUUCUGGAAGAUGGUCCUGCAGGAGAAAUCUCCGAUCAUCGUCAUGUUGACGCAGUGCAACGAGCGGCGGAGGGUGAAGUGUGAUCACUACUGGCCGUUCACUGACGAGCCGGUGAUGUACGGAGAGAUCAGCGUGGAGAUGCUCUCUGAGUCGGAGUCUCCAGAGUGGACCAUCAGAGAGUUCAGACUGGGAUAUGCUGACGAGAGUCAGGACGUCCUCCACCUGAACUACACCUCGUGGCCGGAUCACGGCGUCCCCACAGUCAACGCCAUCGAAAGCAUCCUGCAGUUUGUCCACAUCGUCCGCCAGCAGGCCAACAGGACCAAAGACCCCAUCAUAGUCCACUGCAGUGCUGGAGUGGGCCGGACCGGGACGUUCAUCGCUCUGGAUCGAUUGAUGCAGCACAUCAGAGAACACGAGUUUGCAGAUAUUCUGGGGAUGGUGUCAGAGAUGCGUUCACACCGUCUGUCCAUGGUCCAGACUGAGGAGCAGUACGUGUUCAUCCAUCAGUGCGUCCUGCUGAUGUGGCAGAAGAAGAAGCAGCAGUCCAUCAGCUCCGACGUCAUCUACGAGAACGCCAGCAAGACAUAAUGAUGGAGGCUCCUCCAGAUGCUGCGAACACACCGACCUCCUGUGCUUCAGGCAUCCAUCUCUGCAGAAGAAGAUCCGCUUCAUCAUCAGUUUCAAAACCAGCUCAGCAGAACAUCUCGACGCACGAGACGACAAAAAUCCAGUUUUUAGUUUGAGGUGGUGUGAGAGCACGGGACGGAGUUAUGGGACGGAGUUAUGGGACGGAGUCACGGGACGGAGUUUUGCCUUAAGGAGCCUCCACUGACUGACCAACAUGAACCUGAGGAGCGUUCACCGGCUCCGUCCUGUGAUUGGAUGUCUACGCUGCGUCGCUCAGGCGCCGAGUCAGCAGUUUAUCAUUUUGUAAUCUCAGGAGAAGCUGAAGAACCAGCGAGCACACACCUCCUCCUCCUCCUCCUCCUUCUCCUCCUGCUCCUCCUCCUGGUCCUCCUCCUGCUCCUCCUCCUGCUGCUCCUCCUGCUGCUCCUCCUGCUCCUCCUCCUCCUCC
Messenger RNA from Acanthopagrus latus (yellowfin seabream), 7083 nucleotides. It is a transcript of the gene ptpro, whose product is annotated as protein tyrosine phosphatase receptor type O. Bases 2910 to 6596 code for a protein of 1228 amino acids. Gene Ontology annotation, biological process: axon guidance; peptidyl-tyrosine dephosphorylation involved in inactivation of protein kinase activity; negative regulation of canonical Wnt signaling pathway. Gene Ontology annotation, molecular function: protein tyrosine phosphatase activity; Wnt-protein binding; cadherin binding. The transcript has 27 exons. NCBI's taxonomy places the organism in Eukaryota, Metazoa, Chordata, Actinopteri, Spariformes, Sparidae. Gene Ontology annotation, cellular component: plasma membrane; glutamatergic synapse; GABA-ergic synapse. The record is from RefSeq and is a predicted model, not a curated record.